This is a messenger RNA of Phlebotomus papatasi, 4434 nucleotides long. RefSeq lists its product as uncharacterized. Gene Ontology annotation, molecular function: nucleic acid binding; RNA-DNA hybrid ribonuclease activity. Lineage: Eukaryota; Metazoa; Arthropoda; Insecta; Diptera; Psychodidae. The record is from RefSeq and is a predicted model, not a curated record. Gene Ontology annotation, biological process: DNA integration. The transcript has 4 exons. Bases 1 to 4434 code for a protein of 1477 amino acids.
AUGGUCGAUGGUGAACCUUCAAAGCCACCGGAUCCCGGUGGUAUGGGUGAGGAUGACGAGAUGGACAGGGAUUCUGCACAAGAAAGAAGAGAUGCGACAGAGAGUAUUUUAGGCAAUGAACAAAUCAAGCUGGCGAGAGUGAGACAAUAUGAACUCACUGCAAUCAAAAUGGCUCUCCAAUUGGCUGCUGAGAACCCAACAGAACAUGAUCGGAUAUGUAUUCUCUCAGAUUCGUUGUCCUCCAUUAUGUCGAUCAAGAACUACAAUAAGGGUAAUGGCUGCUUUCCACUGCAUCAUGAAAUCGCUGUAUUAGUUGACGGUCUUGGACAUAUGGAAAAAUCCGUGAGCAUUUGCUGGGUUCCGUCGCACGUGGGAGUGACCGGGAAUGAUAUGGCGGACGCAGCAGCGAGACGGGGAGUGUGUGCACCGGUGGUCCAAGAGGAAAUGUCGAGAACGGAGGAUUGGUUCGCAACUGCUAGAUGGGAGUGCAUAGCUCAGUGGAGGAUGGCAUGGCAUUCGGGCGAACUGGGGUCACCUGUGGUGCCAAUUGUAUCAUCCGCGAAUUGUGGGGUAAUGUCGGAGCUUAGGAAGAAGCGUGUCCUAUUGAAAACUGCUCGCAUUCUUGUGUAUGAUGUCCACAAUAAGCCCCAUGUGUGUAGAGCUGUCAUCGAUGAAGGUGCGCAAGGAGAUUUCAUCUCGGAAAGAAUGUGUGGAAUUUUGGGUCUGAAAAGGCAUCCAAUCGAUGAAGUUGUAAGCGGUUUGGAGUAUCAACAGUCCAGUCCACGCUUCGCAGUCGAGGCAACCAUUGCGUCACGAUAUACGAUGAAGCCAUAUUCUCUGUGGUGUAGAGUAGUUGAUAGGGUGUCAGUAGAAUUGCCAAACUGGCCUGUUCAAGAGAAAGAGAUUGCAAUUCCUCCAGAGUACGAACUUGCAGAUCCAUUAUGGUCCAAGACUGAGAGGAUAGAUAUUCUCAUUGGCGGUUAUAUUCUCAAUGACGUUCUACAUGAUAAAUCUCACCAACUGGGUCAGGGACUACCAAGUCUGAAGAAGAGCGAAUUUGGAUGGAUGUUAUUUGGAUGUUGGGAUCAAGAUCCUAAAAAUACAUCAACACCACCACUGUCUAGCCACAACAUUGCUUGUAAUCUUUCCACCCUUGCCAGUAUUGACAGAGUCAUGAAAAGGUUUUGGGAAUUGGAAGAAAUUUCUGCUGAAAGUGUGAAGUCAGAAGAGCAUGUGAUGGUGGAAAAUCUUUAUCUCACUACAACAAAAAGAACUGCAGAGGGUAGAUAUGAGGUUCAAUUGCCUUUGAAGGAAAACCACCAGGAGUUGGGAAAUAGUCGAAUCAAGGCUUUGCAAUUGCUUAGAGCAGUGGAGAGAAAACUGUUAGCGCAACCCAAGUUGUAUGAGGAAUAUGGUCAGAUUUUUCAAGAAUAUUUAAAAUUGGGGUUUAUUGAAGAAGUUCCCUCUGAAGAAAUAGACCGGCCAGCAUACUAUGCUCCCCACCAUUGUGUUGUUCGAAUGCAGGCAACCUCAACUAAGGUACGCAUAGUCUUCAACUUUAGCUCAAAAACAACCUCGGGUUUAAGUUUAAAUGAUGUUUUGCUUGUUGGACCCGUGGUGCAGCCAGACCUUGUGACCAUUCUCUGGAGGUUCCGACGUUAUGCAAUUGCUUUGUCAUGCGACAUUGUAAAAAUGUAUUUGCAAACCCAAAUUGAGCCCUCGCAGCGUGACUUACAGAGAUUUUUAUGGAAUGAAGGACCAGAUAAGUCGGUGAAAGACUACAGAUUCCGCUCUGUUUGUUUUGGAAAUGGAGCCUCACCGUACUUGGCUACCCGCUCCUUGAACCAAUUGGCACAGGAUGAAGGUGAGCACUUUCCUGUGGCCGCAAAAGCAGUGCUCAAUCACUUUUACAUCGACGAUUGUCUGAUGUCGGCAGCUUCUACUCAGGAAAUUGUUGAGACCCAGCGGCUGCUUGUUACUAUGUUCCAGAAAGCAAAGCUUGAGCUCUCAAAAUGGAAAUCAAACUCCGCAGAGGUUCUAAGAGAACUGAAUUCCGAGUUAGAUAGUUGUGAAAAUAUUCAUUUGUCGGGAGAAGAAGUAAAAACCUUGGGACUAUCCUGGAAUCCCUCGUCCGAUUCUUUUUGCUUUCAUGUAUCACCAGAUAUCUCUAAGCAAGUUGUGACUAAGCGUACAAUAAUGUCAGUUUUAGCCAGAAUUUUUGAUCCUCUAGGCCUAAUAGGGCCAGUAGUAGUGCAUGCUAAAAUUAUGCUUCAGAGAGUAUGGAGGAGCAAGGUGGACUGGGAUGUGGAAAUUGAAGGAUCGAUGUUGAGUGAUUGGAAAAAAUUUGUUAAUGAUCUUCCAAAGGUUCAACAGAUCCAGAUUCCCAGAUGGGCUGCAACAAUUCAGUUUGGCCCCAAGGAAGAACUUCACGCGUUCUGUGACGCAAGCAAAAUGGCAUAUGGAGCAGCCAUUUACCUGAUAGUCGAAGAUGAGGAUGGAAAACGAUCUUCCCAUCUCCUGACAGCAAAAAGUAAAGUGGCACCCAUUGACGAGAUUACCAUUCCCAAGUUGGAGCUGUGUGCUGCAACACUCGUAGCCAUUUUGAUGACUCGCGUGCGAACUGCGUUUGGCAUUCAGCCCGAGCAAUGUUUCUAUUGGAGUGAUGCCAUGGCUGUGUUGGGACAAAUUCACUCCAAGAGCACUCGACAGGAAGUAUUUGUGCGUCACCGAGUUAAGACAAUCAAGGACAAUACAAUUGUGUCGCAAUGGAGAUAUAUGCCAACUCACGUAAACCCAGCAGAUAUCUUGUCAAGAGGAACAACUCCGUUGAAGCUUGCAGAAUCUGAUGUCUGGUGGAGUGGCCCCAGCUGGUUGAUUGAGGAUGAGUCUUCAUGGCCUGAGCCUUAUCUCUAUCCCGGUCAGACCGAAGAAGUUAUUGCUAUGACUGUAGCUGCGGACCCUCCUCAACCAAAGAACGUGGAAGGCGAACACAAAUUGUUUGAAAAGAUUUUAGCGUCCGCUUCAGACUGGAAUCAUGCCAAAAAACUGACUGCAUGUGCAAUUCGUGAGAGCUGGCAAGAGUCGGUUGACGAGACGCAAAAGGAUUUUCCGGAGUUUUCUCCCACUGAGCUGAGAGAAGCGGAAAAUUGGCUAAUCAGGGGAGAUCAGCAAAUGCAUUUGGGCGAGGCACUGAAGGCUCUAAAAGCGUCAAGGUUGCAUAUAAAGAGGGGCUUUCAAUUUCUGCAGAGGUUGAAACCUUUCAUCGACGCCACUGGUGUUAUGAGAGUAGGAGGUCGACUUCAGGAAUCGGAAGAGGACUUGGAAUCAAUCCAUCCGCGAAUUAUACCCAAAGGUCGAUUAGCUGAACUCAUUGCAAGACAUGAGCAUGUGGCACAAUUGCACGCUGGCCCACAAUUGCUUCUCUCGUCCCUUCGUCGUAGGUUAUGGCCACUCGGAGGAAGAUAUUUGGCAAGAAAAGUAGUACAUUAUUGCGAUGUAUGCUAUCGUAUGAAGCCUAAACUGGAAAAUCAAGUUAUGGGGAAUCUGCCAAAACCACGAGUUACGCUCAUCCGAGCAUUCAGAUCGGUCGGAAUGGACUUUUCAGGCCCAUUUGCAAUUAGAGUGGACCUAGCCAGCAGAACGAAGACUCAGAAGGCCUAUGUAUUUGUUAGUCGUCGCAAUCUUCCUGCAGAAAUAUAUUCUGAUAAUGGACGCAAUUUUGUUGGAGCAGACAGGGAACUGCGUAGACUCUUUGAACAAGAGGAAAAUCAAAGGAAAUUGAUUGCUGCUACAAGUGAUCUCAACAUUCAGUGGAGAUUUCAAUCACCAUCAGCACCUCAUCAUGGAGGCUUGUACGAAGCAGCAGUCAAAUCGACAAAAUAUCAUCUGAAGAGAGUUGCAGGAGAUGCUGUUUUCAAUUUUGAGGAAUUCAAUACACUCCUGUCACAAGUGGAAGCCACGCUUAACAGUCGCCCUCUCACGCAGUUGUCAGAUAAUCCCACGGAUCCGCAACCCCUGACACCGGGACAUUUCUUAACCAUGGCACCACUCAAUCAGCUUCCCGAUCCUGAUGUCACUCAUCUGAAGAUCAGUACUCUAAAUAGAUGGCAACUCUGCCAAAAGGUCUAUCAGGAUUUUGUUAAGAGAUGGAAGAGAGAUUACUUACAUACUCUCCAGCAGCGAUUGAAGUGGACAGAGACCAAGAAAAACUUAAAGGAAGGAGACAUUGUGCUGCUGUCCGAAGAAAGUUUGGGUGAUCCAAAGUGGACAAUGGGACGAGUUGUCGAUGUGUAUAGAGGAAAUGAUGGAUGUGUGCGAACGGUGAAGGUGUUGACAAUUCGAGGAGAAUUUUUGCGAUCUAUCACUAAGCUGGCGAAGUAUCCUACAGAGGAAAUUUGGGGAUCAUCGACCCCAAUCUUUGCUGGGGAGUGUUAA